This is a messenger RNA of Drosophila takahashii, 586 nucleotides long. The record is from RefSeq and is a predicted model, not a curated record. Lineage: Eukaryota; Metazoa; Arthropoda; Insecta; Diptera; Drosophilidae.
UCGAAGAUAUCAUCCAAGAUGCGAUCCCAGCUAGCUGUUUUCCUUGGCCUCGUGGCCAUCAUUUCGAUUUCCUUGGGAGUCUCUGCCCAGACCACGCCCACUGAUCCCACCACGCCGACUACCCCAACCACGCCGACGUCUCCAACCACGCCAACUACUCCGCCCACUACCCCGUCGGCUCCAGCAUCGCCCGCCACCCCAACGACGCCCACCACUCCACCCACUACCCCAACGUCGCCCACAACGCCCACCUCUCCCACCCCCACCACACCCACUUCGCCGAGUACCCCGUCGAGUAACAGCACCACCACACCACAUAAGCAUAAGACCCACUGGACGAAAAAGGUAAAGAGAUCAGCCAGGAAACGCACACGCAAGAUUAAGCAUAAUGGCGGAAGGAAGGGCCAAGGUGAAAAAAAGCGAUCCCGCCGGAAUUAAAGGAGUUACCCGAAUUGAAAUCCUAACUGACCGAAACUAUUUGAUUACCAAUGCAAACCAUUUUUAAACCCUUAUUUUAGACCUAAAUUACUUACAUUGUUAUAAUAAUCGCAAUAUUAAAUGAGAAACUAGAUUUUCAAAGAAAAAA